Staurois parvus is the source of this 1485-nucleotide messenger RNA. The record is from the annotation of a GenBank genome assembly. Lineage: Eukaryota; Metazoa; Chordata; Amphibia; Anura; Ranidae.
AUGACCGAGAGGUUGUUGAACCUCACCCUGGAGAUCAUCUACCUGCUGACCGGAGAGGAUUGUUUGGUUUUGAAAAAGACAUCAGGAGAGCUUCUGACUUCCAGGAACCGCAACCAAACUUCCAGCACCUGGAGCAGGAGCCAGAGCCCCGACACUGUGCCCUCACCGCUUUCACUGGUCCAUAAGAACAAUAAGGAACAGAAGAUCCUAGAAGUCACCCACAAGAUCAUUGAGGUGCUGACCGGAGAGGUAUGGGGGUCUGACGAUGACUACAAAGAAGAGGUCAUCCAGGAUCACCACUCCCUGUCCUCAUCAGAUGGAUCUAGUAACGCAGUUUCGCAAGAAGGAUCUCCCAAUCCUCAUUAUUCCCGAGACGGUAUAGACGACCGCCACGGCGUCACGCGGUUUUAUCAGGAUGAACACGUAGGCGACUUUAAGAUUUUUGUCAAACAAGAGAAAAAAGAAGAGCAAGGGGGCGAUGACGACGUCAUUCACGUGACCAUCAAAGAGGAAGAGUAUCCAGCGGAUAUUGGCAUAGAUGGUCGCCGUGUCCGUCGGACCUCGGAAGGUUGUCUGAUCUUAUCCUGCGAUAUGGAGGAGAACGACGUGGUGCAGGAUUCUCCAGAAGAAGAGGAGGAGGAGGAAGAGGAUAACCCGGUCACCAUAGACAUACAAACAGAGGACUGCACAGAGAAAGCCCUCGAUCUAUCCAACACCGGGGGAUCCUCUCCCGAAAUCAUUACGCACACGGUGGGGAACAUAGUCCUGAAUCCUAAUUUUGAUGGGUUCUACGUCCAAAAGCCCAAAACCAGGCAGAAGAGGACACCUCAGCCCAAGCCCCAACCCAAAGUCCGCCGACGGAAGACUCCUGUAGACGAAAAACGAUUCCAGUGCUGCGAGUGCGGCAAAUUCUUCCCGCACAAAUCCUAUUUGAUCAAGCACGAGCGUUCUCACACGGGCGAGAAGCCCUUCAUCUGCUCCGAGUGCGGCAAAUGCUUUACGGACAACUCCGGCCUGAUGAAACACGUCAGAAUCCAUUUGACCGAAAGGCCGUACCAGUGCUGCUCGUGCGGGAAGGGCUUCACGUACAAGGCCGACCUCAUUAAACACGAGAGGAUCCACACCGGUGAGAAACCCUUCCCGUGCUCCAAGUGCGGCAAAUGCUUCACAGACAAAUCGGGCCGUGCCAAGCACGAGAGAAUCCACUCCGGCGAGAAGCCCUUUCCCUGCCCCAUUUGCGGCAAAUGCUUUUCACGGAAGUCGCACAUGGCCAAGCAUCAGAUCAUCCACACAGGCGAAAAGCCCUUCCUGUGCCAGGAGUGCGGGCGCUGCUUUGGGCGCAAGUCCCACCUCACCAACCACCAGAUCCUUCACCGGGGGGAGAAGCCGUACAUGUGCCCCGAAUGCGGCAAGUGUUUCGCCCAGAGGCCGGGCCUCAUCAUCCACCGCAAAAUUCACAAGCCAAAAGUUGCCCCCGUCAGUUGA